AUGGAGGAACCAAGUGAUAAGCAGAAUACCGAAGAAAAAAUCGUGUUUAAAAAGCCUGUACUCUUCGGUCGUAUUGGAAAACUGCCGAAAAAGGUCAAGAAUGAUCCUGAAGAGGCGACAGACAAUGAAAAUCAACAACAGGAGCAAAACAGUUCGAAAACAUCGCGAUCAAAUGAAAGAGGGAAAGAUUCGCCUAUGAUAGUAGCAAACGAUGUGUUAUCAAUGCCAAUACCUUAUAAGGAACCAAAAUGGUCUGGAAUUUGCCCUGACGGUACAGACUAUUCCCUGGAGGUGUUAAAGUCCGGGAUGAUCGUUGACAAGACGGAUUUGACAAAGAGAGCAUUCUAUGUGUUCGGACGGUUAAAUAAUUGUGAUGUGAUGAUGGCACACCCUACUAUAUCCAGAUACCACUGCGUCCUCCAAUACAAAGCGUUCGCCGAAGAAGGCGAGCCUCCCUGUGGCUGGUACCUGUAUGACCUGGGCAGUACACACGGCACCUUCCUCAAUAAAGACAGGGUGAAGGUCAGCCACUACACCAGAGUCAGGGUCGGACAUCAGAUCAAGUUUGGGAAUAGCACUCGGACUUAUAUUUUGUUGGGUCCAGACUUCGACACAGAAGGCGAAUCAGAAUUGAGUGUAACGGAAAUAAAGCAGCGAGCCAAUACUAUGAAGGAAGAACGAGACAGAAUGAUACAGGAUGCUAUAGAACAGAGAGAGCGGGAGCGAAAGGAGGAGGAGCGACGGAGAGAUGAGAUGGGCAUCGAUUGGGGGAUGGGGGAAGAUGCUGAAGAGGAGCCGGACCUAGCAGACAAUCCUUAUGCGGUCACAGCCAACGAGGAACUAUACCUGGAGGAUCCUAAGAAGACCCUCAGAGGAUACUUCGAGAGAGAGGGACAUGAACUCAACUAUAAUUGUGAUGAGAAGGGCGUUGGGCAGUUCGUUUGUAGGGUGGAACUCCCAAUAGAUGAUGCUCGUGGUAAUCCAGUGAUAGCUGAAGUGAUCCACAAAGGCAAGAAGAAGGAGGCUGUGAUAGCUUGCGCGUUGGAGGCGUGUAGGAUACUGGACAGAGCCGGGCUGCUGAGGCAGUCUAAACAUGAAUCUCGCAAACGCAAGGAGCGCGAUUGGUCGGCGGAUGACUACUACGACUCGGAUGACGACACCUUCCUGGACCGCACCGGCAGCGUCGAGAGGAAACGGAAGCUUCGCAUGCAGAAACAUGGAGCCGCACCCGUGGAGGACGAGAAACCUAGGACUUAUGAUGAUUUGUUAAAAGAAAUAUCAGAAAUUGAAAAGAAGAUAGCAAUAGAAGAGAAGAACCUGUCAACAUUGCGGAGUAGUUCCGCAGGGGGUCAGCAGAGCAGCGAGGAUGUGGACGAGUUAGAUCAAUACAUGAACAGUUUGAGCAAGCAGGGACAGAGUAUGGCUACUAAAGCUGAGAUAUCUAGGACUAAGAUGACCAUUCAGAAGUUGAAGGCGGAUCUGUCAAAGACACAGCGUCUGGCUGAGCUAGCUCGGCCGGCGCACCUACCUCCACUCGUCAAGAAAGACACCAAGAUACAUAUUAAACAAGCCAGCAACUCCGCUGUAUAUGGAAAAAGAUUAAUACUGAAAGAUGACACAGAGAAGAAAGUCAAAGUCAGAAGAGAUGUCAAACAAGAAGAAUCCGAAUUUGUUGAAGAAAUGGACGACGAUGAUGAUGAUGAUAAUGAACGUUCUUCAAAUAAUCACCAAACAGAAGACAAGAAAUUAAAUACAGAAGGAGAAAGCAAGAAUGACAGAGAAGUAAAUAGAAAUGAACAAGAGAAAGGAGAUUCUAACGUAGAAGAGGGAGUUAGAGAAGACAAGAGUAUAAAAACAAAAAUGUAUGGUCCAAUGCGUCCCCCUGAAAAUUACGUGAUACCUGAAGAUUAUUACGACCAGACUAGUGACAGAGAUCUUCCUGAAAUUGUGGAGAAAGGGACUUAG
This is a messenger RNA of Spodoptera littoralis (African cotton leafworm), 1965 nucleotides long. The record is from the annotation of a GenBank genome assembly. NCBI's taxonomy places the organism in Eukaryota, Metazoa, Arthropoda, Insecta, Lepidoptera, Noctuidae.